CCUGCUGGGGCAGGCUGUGAAAGGGGGUCCUUGGGGAGCGAUGGGACGGUUCCACCGGAAAGGGCCAGAAGCUGCUCGCCCGCCCUUCUUUCGUAGGACCCGAGGAAACAACUCGGAAUCUGGAACCUCUCGAACACGUGCAGUAAUGUCACUUCAAAGGAAAGUUCAGAACUCUCAGGCACAAAAGAGGACUUCACAAGGUAGUAAUAGCUAUCAGACUAGACUCUCGGCCUGGAAAGUAAAAGAGGACCUAAGUGACUCAAAGAGCAUCUCGAAACAUGGACAAAACAAUCCAGUGGAAGAUUAUGAACAUGCUGAUGAUCAAGCAGAAGGCGCUCUGCAAAUAGCACUGACAUACUUUGAGAAAGGUCCCAUUAAAACUUCACAGAGUAAAGGUAAAACCUUGGAGAAACACUUGAAAGCUGUGGAAAAUGUGGCAUGGAAGAAUGGGUUAGCUCCAGAAGGAAUCGACAUUCUAUUAAAUGUGACACUGAGUGGCAAAUUUGGGAGUGCUGUAAACACUCGGAUAUUCAAGUGUAUGAUUCCAGCAACUCUAAUAUCAGAAGAUUCUGUGGUUAAGGCGGUCUCUUGGCUUUGUGUUGGCAAGUGUUCUGGUAGCACCAAGGUACUUUUUUAUCGUUGGCUGGUUGCAAUGUUUGACUUCAUUGAUCACAAGGAGCAAAUUAACUUGCUCUAUGGCUUCUUUUUUGCUUCAUUGCAAGAUGAUGUACUGUGCCCUUAUGUCUGCCAUUUGUUGUAUUUACUUACCAAAAAAGAGAAUGUCAAACCAUUUCGUGUGAGAAAACUGCUUGAUCUUCAGGCCAAAAUGGGAAUGCAGCCUCAUCUCCAGGCUUUGUUGUCACUAUAUAAAUUCUUUGUUCCUACUUUGAUUUCUGUAUCUUUGCCUAUGAGGAAGAAGAUCUAUUUUAAGAAUUCAGAGAAUCUGUGGAAGACAGCUCUACUUGCUGUGAGGCAAAGGAAUCAGGGACUUCCUCCAGAACCUCUAAUAUUGAUGUUAGCUAAUGUCCAUCCUGUAAAAAGAAAAUGGAAUUCUCACUCGGUUAUACCAGUGCUAAAUUCCCGUAACUACAGUAGAGAAAGUGGGGAAAAGGGGAUGAAUCUUUCUGAUUAUUUCAGUAGCAAUGGAUCAUUUCCACUGGAACAGCUUAAAAGCUUCCCUCAACUCUUACAGAACAUCCAUUGCUUAGAGCUGCCUUCUCAGAUGGGUGCAGUGCUGAACAACUCUCUGCUACUACACUAUAUUAACUGUGUCAGAGAUGAGUCAGUCUUACUGAGGCUCUAUCACUGGUUGAGUCAAACAUUACAAGAAGAAUGUAUUUGGUACAAGGUGAAUAAUUAUGAACAUGGAAAAGAAUUUACCAACUUCCUGGACACUAUCCUCAAGGCAGAAUGCUUCUUACAAGAGGGGUUUUAUUCCUGUGAAGCAUUCCUGUAUAAGAGCCUUCCUCUCUGGGAUGGCCUCUGUUGUCGAUCACAGUUCCUUCAACUUGUGAGCUGGAUUCCUUUUAGUAGCUUCUCUGAGGUGAAACCACUUCUUUUUGACCAUCUAUCACGGCUCUUCUUUACAUCAACUAUUUAUUUCAAGUGUAGUGUUCUUCAGUGUCUGAAAGAGCUACUGCAGAAUUGGCUGUUGUGGCUUUCUGUGGACAUCCACAUGAAAUCUUUGAUGAACAGUCCUCUAGAGACAACUUUAGGUGGAUCCAUGAACUCUGUGUCUAAACUGAUUCACUAUGUAGGGUGGCUGUCCACUACUGCAGUGCGCUUGGAAAACAACAGUACUUUCUUGCUGCACUUUAUUUUGGAUUUCUAUGAGAAGGUGUGUGACAUAUAUAUAAAUUAUAACCUUCCAUUGGUGGUGUUGUUUCCUCCUGGGGUCUUCUAUCCCGCACUCCUCAGCCUGGAUUCCAGUAUCCUGAACCAGCUCUGUUACAUUAUGGACAGGUAUCGUAAAAAUUUGACUGCUGCAAAGAAGAAUGAGUUGGUACAAAAGACAAAAUCAGAGUUCAGCUUCAGCAGCAAGACCUAUCAAGAAUUUAAUCACUAUUUGACAGCCAUGGUUGGUUGCCUGUGGACAUCCAAACCCUUCCAGAAAGGAUUAUGUAUUGAACCCGAAGUCUUAGAUAAAGCUUCAGUAGCAGAGUACAAAAACAGUUUAAAUUUAGUCCAUCAUCCUGCUCUUUUGAGUUAUGCUGUUUUCUUUCUGCUACAGGAAGGGCCAAAAGAAAGGAAAGUAAACCUGAGCUCUAUUCGGGGGAAGAAAUGGAACUGGUAUUUGGACUAUUUAUUUUCAGAGGGGUUACAAGGCUUGAAACUUUUCAUAAGAAGCAGUAUUCGUCGUUCUUCUGUCCCCUGAGCAGAGAGCAUAAACCACCUGAUCAACAUUAAAUGAAUGUUGACAGAAACAAACUGAGCAUAUGGGACUAAAUUCCUUCCUUGUUGCUGGAGAGGUCAAGUGGCUCAACUUGAGUUUCCAUACUCAUUUCACCAACAGACUGCCAUCCUCAGGGAGUGCUUAGACUGGCCUUCUAUCCAUGGCUCAGGAGAUCCUCAAUGUGGCUAAUUUUAUUUUUCAGGAUCUAGAUUCUUUAGCUCAUUAGUGAUAAAUGACUUCAUCAUCAGCCUCUGCCUUCCACCAAAUUAUACGUAAAGAGACACAUCUGUUAUGUGGUGGGAUUUUUCACAUUCUUGUGGACUGUGAGCUGCAUUUCUGAUGGAAGAGAGCAGGUAAAUAAUAUAUGGUGGCAGUUAAGCUACAGACAUAUUCAUGCAAAAUACUCAGCUGCCUCUGUAAAACCUCUGUGGAUAUUGCCAUUUUUCUUAUUGUGAACAACCACACCAACACCAAGUUAAGAGGAUACAUUUCUAGCUCUAAAAGGUGGGUCUAAGUAGUUGGUAGAUUUCUGGGCCUUCACUGGUAGCAGUUUGAUGAGAGAAGGAAGGGAAGAGGAUUGUGGGAUAAUCUACAUUUUUAUUUAUACCAGUUUGAUUUCACAAAACUGCUCUAUUUUGUGUGUGUGCACAUGUAUGUGUAUGUAUAUAUCCCAUUUUUGAGUGUUUAGGUCCAAAUAAACUAACUGUAACUAUUUUCAGGAAUAAUUCUGAAGCUUUUAAACAAUUGUAUAAUAGAGUAUCUUGUUGAAAAUUGACUACAAAAUUUUGCUUCAGUGCUACUGAAUAACUCUCCCUCUUUUAAUAAAAUUCGUAUGAUUUGAAAG
This is a messenger RNA of Kogia breviceps (pygmy sperm whale), 3236 nucleotides long. It is a transcript of the gene CENPI, whose product is annotated as centromere protein I. Gene Ontology annotation, biological process: CENP-A containing chromatin assembly; mitotic sister chromatid segregation. The record is from RefSeq and is a predicted model, not a curated record. Gene Ontology annotation, cellular component: inner kinetochore; kinetochore. NCBI's taxonomy places the organism in Eukaryota, Metazoa, Chordata, Mammalia, Artiodactyla, Physeteridae.